Messenger RNA from Osmia bicornis bicornis, 4309 nucleotides. Its product is annotated as zinc finger protein 2-like. Lineage: Eukaryota; Metazoa; Arthropoda; Insecta; Hymenoptera; Megachilidae. Bases 947 to 3223 code for a protein of 758 amino acids. The transcript is spliced from 3 exons. The record is from RefSeq and is a predicted model, not a curated record.
ACAUUUAAAUAUGGUGGAAGAAACGCGUCGGCGGUACAGUGUUGCCAGUACGGAAGUACUCGAUGACGCUAUUGCCAGCUAGCUAUGCUCCCUCCAAAACCGCGCGUGCAUUGGCAGCAUUGUUUUUUGGUAGUUUACAAAUAAAAUGGCCGAUAUAUGAGGCUAUUUUGUAUGGACAAUAAAAUAUACAAUUUUGUAAAAUUAAUGACCAUCGGCCGCUCGUGUAUACACGUCAAAGUAUAGGUUCAGUGGUGUGAAAUACGAGAAAAGAAGGUGAAGUGUAAGUGAGCGUGUGGGAGUGCCGUGAGAAGAAGGUGGAGGUUGCCUUUCAAGACCCGUGGACGCCGCGGGCCCGAAGACAGAAACGAAGAAUCACUUACAGACUCUAAUACAUAGAACAGUGUACCAACCACUGUAUCUUUUACAUUGACGCGCGGUGGCGCGGUGGCAACUAUACAAGAACCGCUGUAGAUUUAUGGAAGCUGGUUUACAGCGCACAGGCCCCCUCUGCCGCCUGCUCUAAUUCUUCAGGCACUCUUGCCUCACCUCCCAAACAUUGUGUGUUCCUGAGCACUAACAAAACAACACUUGGGAACACACUGUGCAUUUAUUUGCACUUUAUGUCGCACACAUGAUAGAAAGCGCACGGUGUUGACUGACUUGGAAAUCUUAUGAAUUCUGGUUACAGCCUUUAGAUAAUACAACAAGCCUAAAUAUUAUUGUACCUUGGAGCUGCUUCGGGCAGAUAUGAUUUCUUAUUUUGAAAUCCACGGCCAAGAUACUGGAGUGUGACGGGUACGUUUAUUUAGAAUCCCUCAAAAUAUUUCCCGCCGAUCAAUUUGUUGUAGUGGAAAGAAGUGGUACAGACAAUGCGUUGACAGAGACGGAGGGGCCAACAAGUACUGCGUCCAGCCAGCCCACCCCCUCCGUUACCCCUCUGUCAAACAUGUGCACCACUCCUGGCAACAUGGGCACAGGAUUUGGGUAUACCUGGUCCUUUGGGGGGCCUGGUGCGGAAACCCGAGAAAACGCACAGGGUGAACUUAAUACGAAUAUCAGUUACGCUGUGAACAAUAAUCAGGACCAAGGAUCCAGUCAGAAGAUACAGGUUGACAUUAAACCCGCUAAAGUUGCCAAUAGCACGCAUCGUAGACCAAUGUUUACUAUGAAUGAAACUUGUCAACAGACCCCGACAACCCACCAUGGCCAUACAGCUGGAGCUCAUAAUCAAACACAUGGUACGCACGUUCGAAAUAAAAAGCAUCAUGAUGUAUUUUCAUUAACGUGUGAUAAAGGUGGUUGUAAUUGUGAUGCGGCGCAUCCUACACCUCCACCUUCCCUUUUUUCGAACACUUUAGUUUUUACCACGGCCGAUAAGCAUGCUAUGAGUAAGCAUUUCAUGACACCCCUCGGACCGCUACAGCUUACCGCAGAAGAGUGCAAUGAAAUUUUAAUGAAAAGAGCAGCAGCUGCCUCGAAUCAAGCAAAUGUAAACAAUGUGGCAACCAGCCAAACGGAUACCAGUGCUCACUUUGGGCAUGUUUUAACGCAUGUUAAUACCGCUCAAAUUGAAACAAAGGUGAAACAGCAAGAUAUGGGAAGUCAGGUUCGUGUACCAAAGGAACGACCGUAUUCUUGUUCAGAAUGUGGGAAGUCGUUUCUUCUUAAACAUCACCUCACAACACACGCAAGAGUUCAUACAGGAGAACGACCCCAUGUCUGUGUGCAUUGUGGCAAAAGUUUUGCACACAAACAUUGUCUUCAUACUCACCUGCUUCUGCAUAGCGCGGAUAGACCCUAUCAAUGCCUUGAAUGUAAAAAGUCUUUUACAUUAAAACACCACCUUGUAACACACACCCGUGUACAUACGAGAGAUCGACCAUUUAUUUGUCAAGAGUGUGGAAGAGCAUUUCCAUUAAAACGUCACCUAGUGACACAUAGUAAAUUUCAUUCAGGAGAAAGACCUUUCGUUUGCGAAGAGUGCGGAGAAUCGUUUUCGCAAAAGGAUCACCUCACGAUGCAUUCGCGCUUCCAUGGCAGUUUAAAUCCAUUUGUUUGUCAAGAUUGUGGGGCUACCUUCCAGAGGAAGUUUGAGUUAGUGAAUCAUGGUCGAUUACACGGCAGGGUUCCACAUUCGUGUACUGUUUGUGGUAAAGAAUUUUUACAAAAGAGAACAUUGUUGGCACACAUGCGUUUACAUACAGGAGAAACUCCAUUCGCCUGUACCGUUUGUGGAGAAGCAUUUCCUCGGAAAACGGACCUGGUUGCCCAUUCAAAGAUUCACAAUAAUAAGAUGACGGCGGAUGAUAAAUCUCUUAUGUGCAGGGAAUGUGGAUUGGAUUUCUCGAAUCGAGAAGCUCUAACAUUGCACUUAAGGUUACAUUCUGGUGAUCGUGCGCUAGUUACGGAUCUUUGCGGCUUAGCCGCUGCCUUCCAACAAACUCCUGGACACUUCCUUACGCCCAACACCACGGGAACUCAUCAGGAUUUGCAGAUGAACGGACCCAUUGGGAACCCCGGAGUUAGCCACAUGCAUGGUGCGACGCAAACAUCACCGCCGGUAGGGACGGCCCCGAAACCGAAACCACACAUUUGUCCUGAUUGCGGUCGUGGUUUUGUACAGAAACAUGGUUUGUCUCAGCAUCAGCGGCGUCACACGGACGGCAGUUGCCACAUAAAGUCACACGUUUGUGACAAAUGUGGUAAAGCCUUCUACCAGAAGAACCAUUUGUUGUUACAUCAACGCCAACACAUGGAUCCACCGCCGAGUAUACUUCGGCAACAACAAAGGCAAGCUGCCCAAGCUGCUGCCCAACAGGCGCAACAGCAGCAACAACAGCAGCAGCAGCAAACCUGCACUGUAGAUACAAAAGCAAUACAACAAGUGCAACAACAAGUUCAGCAGCAAGUACAGCAGCAACAGCAGCAGGUACAACAACAGCAGGUACAGCAGCAACAAGUGCAACAGCAGCAGCAGCAAGUGCAACAGCAACAACAACAAGUGCAACAGCAACAAGUGCAACAACAGCAGCAGCAGCCCCAGCAACAGCAGCAAACGUGCACUGUAGAUACAAAAACAAUUCAACUUCAGGCAAUACAACAAGUGCAACAACAAGUUCAACAACAGGUACAGCAACAAGUACAACAGCAGCAGCAGCAACAACAACAGCAACAAGCGUGCUCUGUGGACACUAAAGCAGUACAGUUGAAUGUUAUUAUGUGAGACGAUAUAGAAAGUGGGGAUUGGUUAGUCCCUGGAACAAUAGCACUCCCAAAUGCGCACCCUGCUGCCACCCUCUGCACGCACUUCUCUUGUACUAACAUUACACAUUAGAUAUAUUUAUUAUCUCUAGAAUCGAAUACGAAAUAAUCAAUUUUAUUACAAGAGUAUAUAUAUUAUAUAUAUACAUACAAAGUAUACAUAUUAUAUUCUAAAUAUGUAAGGCUUGUAACAAGGAAAUAAAAAUAACCAUAUAUUAGUGUUUUACAUAUACUUUAUAUAUCAUUUAUUCUAGAUAUGUAAAAUGAAACUAAACAAAUUAGUUGCCUUAACGAGAUAAAGAAUUUUAAUGAAUAUAUUAACUAUUGUUUGGUGAAAUAUUUUCUCUCUUUUUUUUUUCAUUUACUUUUAAUUAGUAGGACAUCACUUUAUAAGAAAAUACAUAUUGAAUAAACAAACAUAACAAAAAUAAGUUUUUUAUGUACUACUGCUUUGUUGUUAUCCUUCAUGCUGUGCUUGUAUGGUGGAAGUCGAGAGAAAUGUUUGAUCGUAUGAGUGAUUUAUUAAAAAUGAAUAUGUAGAAUGCAUCAAGAAAGAGGGAGAGGGUGGCAGACAUUAGCGCAUUUAUGGAGCAUUUAAAUUAUAAGUCUGCCCGAAAAAAAAUGGUGUUUUUAAACGUAUUUUUACGUUAUACGACUCGCGCAAUUUAACAAAUUUUAGAAAAUUAAGAGCGCAAAAAUAUUACAAAGUUUAUAUUCCAUUAAAUGGAUAUUAAUAAUCUUAUAAAUUUAAAGAUUCGAAUACAUUUCGAAUCGUUAAAAGCGUUUUGUUCUUUUUUUUUUAUAUAUAUAUAUAUGAUCAUGUAGCGUUUCGAUUUCUUAACUUCCGUACUUUACGUUCUCGACUUUGACUUUUUUACUUUAUAAUACCGUGAUAAUGUAUGCGAAAAGCGUUUCGCUGGUUUUCACAAAAUCAUUCAACAUACCGAACUUUUGUAAUAGUUUUGUCAGAGAUAUGUAAUAGCUAAUAGAAUUGCGCAAAGAAAUGAAAGAAGUAAUAAAGGUAGCUUUCCUACAUAGUUUAAAUAUA